Messenger RNA from Epinephelus lanceolatus (giant grouper), 2148 nucleotides. Its product is annotated as tubby-related protein 3. NCBI's taxonomy places the organism in Eukaryota, Metazoa, Chordata, Actinopteri, Perciformes, Serranidae. The record is from RefSeq and is a predicted model, not a curated record. Gene Ontology annotation, cellular component: cilium. Gene Ontology annotation, biological process: protein localization to cilium.
GAGCAGGGUGCCACAAUCAGACACCCGUGUCCAUGUGUAAUUGCUCUUCUAUUUUGGAAACUGAACCAUUUCUCACAUUGAACUUUGGUCCUGGAUUUCAUCUGUUUUUGGUUUCUUUGGGGUUUUUUUAAGUGGGCCCAUCUGUAUUCUUAGUGAUUGUUAUCAACAGUGAGUCUUUAAUUCAGACAUGGAGGACCCUGAUAUGCGACAACAGAAGCUGGACAAUCAGCGAACCCUUUUGAUGAAAAAACAGCAAAAGAAGAGGGCUGAUACUCAGAUGGUGGUGGCCAAUCGGGAUGUUCGCCAAAAGAACCGAAAGCACAAAGCCACUCACUCUGAUGAAACACCUCUGUUGAUCAGCCAAUCCCUGAGCAGCACUUCCCUGACUGAUCAAGUUGAACAUGCCCAUGAUAACCCACUGGAUGAAAUCACAUUAGGUGAAUGCAAUAUGACAGCAAGCGCGACGUUAGAUGAGAUGCCUUCAGAGAAUCCCGUUACUCCAAAGACGAUGAACUUGGAGGUUGACAAAGAGCCCGAGGUGAAGUGUGAAGUGGAAAAUGAUGCUCAGGUGGAGGGGAAAAAGCCAAAGAAGAAAGAAGGGAAAAAAGAGAAAGCCAAACAGGCGGAGCAGAAUGAUGAAAAGGAGAAAGACAAGGAGAAAAAGGAGAAAAAAACAAAGAAGAAAGACAAAGCGAAAGAAUCUGAAGACCCACAAAAGACAAACAAGACCACCAAACAAGAGCGUAAAAAGAAACACUUGCAGGAGGCUUCAACCCAGGAAACAGAGUCAGUGGUGGAAGAAGCAAGUCCAAAGAAGAAUAAAUGUGAUGAAAGUGAUGAUGAAGAGGAUGACGUGUCCCAGAAGCCUGUCCCUCAGACACCUAAGAGGAAAAAACAACUGGACACAUCCAGGUGCCAAAUAAGUGAGGAGAGCAAAGACGAGGACGUCCAGGAAAAGGAGAAAAAAGAAAAAAAGACAAAGAAAUCAGAGAAAACUACGCCGAGUCUCGCUUCCCUCAACUCCAACUACAGGGAGUGUUCAUCCUCAGGCAGUGAAUCCAAUGAAAGACCAACAUCUCCAUUGUCAGUGGAGGACCUUGAGAAGUUUGCUGUGCGUCCAGCCCCCAGAGAUGUGACAAUCCAGUGUAGGGUCACCAGGGACAGGAGAGGCAUGGAGAAGGGCAUCUAUCCGACUUACUACCUCCACAUGGAGAAGGAGGAUGGCAAAAGGGUGUUUCUAAUGGCAGGAAGAAAAAGGAAGAAGUGCAAAACAUCCAACUAUCUCAUCUCCACUGACCCGACAAACCUGUCCAGAGAUACAAACUGCUACAUAGGAAAACUAAGGUCCAAUGUUCUUGGUACAAAGUUCACAGUCUAUGAUGGAGGUGAGAACCCUGAGAAAAAGCCCUUCGUCAAAGAGUGUGAAUCAGUGCGGCAAGAGCUGGCAGCAAUUUGCUAUGAGACCAAUGUGCUGGGAUUUAAGGGUCCCAGGAAAAUGACAGUAGUCAUCCCAGGCAUGUUGGAGAACGAUGAAAGAGUGUCCAUUCGUCCAAAAAAUGAACUUGAGACUCUACUGAUCCGCCAUGCAAACAACAAUACAGACAAACUGGUCACACUGGUGAACAAAUCCCCGAGCUGGAAUGAACAGACUCAGUCAUAUGUGCUUAACUUCCACGGACGUGUCACCCAAGCCUCCGUCAAGAACUUCCAGAUCAUCCACCCUGACAACGAGGAUUACAUAGUGAUGCAGUUUGGCCGUGUAGCAGAGGACGUCUUCUCCAUGGAUUAUAGUUUCCCCAUGUGUGCCCUGCAAGCCUUUGCCAUCACCCUUUCGUCCUUCGAUGGUAAACUGGCUUGUGAGUGACCCAUGCUGGUAUGCCUCAAGUGCUCAGAAACUUACAGAUUAAAGCUACAGUUCAUAACUUUCAUGAAAAUAAGUGUCAUAUUUGUUGAAUCUGAGUUCAAGUAUCUCGGGGUCUUGAUCAGGAGUGAGGGUAGAAUAGAGUGUGAGAUGAAUCGAUGAUUUGGCAAGGCCUCUGCAGUGCUGCGGGCGCUGUGCUGGACUGUUGUGGCGAAGAGAAAGCUGAGCCAGAAGGCAAAGCUUUCGAUUUACUGGUCCAUGUAUGUCCCAACCCUCACCUAUGGUCA